UAACCGUAUCAGUAGGCUUUACUAGUUAGCGGAAUGAAGAUAAUAGCACUCUUAUUAUUGGCUAAUCUCGGUAUUGCCCUAAGUAACAAGUUAUAUGAAGAACACGACAGGCUGGUGACGUGGAGGCUUCGAAAUAUUGUAAACAAGUAUAAAUACUUGGCCACCGGAAAUGCUGAGUUCUCCCAGUGGAUUGAAAAAGUAAACAACGCUGCUACCCACAGUAGCUUUAGCCUAAGGAUGCUAACAGAAACUGACUUCAAAUCAUACGAUAAGCAACGCCAAAUGCUUGAAGAUAACAUUACUCAGCGCUUGAACACGCUCAGAUCCCUAAUAUCAUUAAGAAAAGGAGGCAAGAGAUGUGUUCGAUUCUACCAGCAUCAGGAAAACGAACUUAAAAAUGCCUACAAGCUCUCCAAUCAGAGAAAGCAAGAGCUGUAUAUGAAUAAUGGGAUGGAAUGCCCUGCACGACCGGUGAUACAAGGAUAUGAUUACGAUUACUAUGGAGACUAUUGAUUAUAAAUAUGUCCAAUGAAAUCAAAUAAAAGCUCGCUUUUGGUUAACCUGUAUCAAACACCUAUU
Messenger RNA from Drosophila mauritiana, 579 nucleotides. RefSeq lists its product as uncharacterized. Lineage: Eukaryota; Metazoa; Arthropoda; Insecta; Diptera; Drosophilidae. The record is from RefSeq and is a predicted model, not a curated record. Bases 34 to 513 code for a protein of 159 amino acids. The transcript is spliced from 2 exons.